UAUUCAGUCAAAAUUAACCUUGGAUGUGGGCUGGCUGAGGCUUAAAGCAUCAGUGGUGUUAGUAUAGCUGCCGGUGCCAGCUCAGCCAGCUCAGCACAAGCAAGCAGUGGCAUAAUGGCUUCUAUUUCUGAACGCACUUUCAUUGCUAUUAAGCCUGAUGGAGUACAGCGGGGCUUAGUGGGAGAAAUUGUUAAGCGAUUUGAACGGAAAGGAUUCAAACUGGUGGCUAUGAAAUUAAUACAUGCCUCUGAAGACCUUCUGAGAGAACACUAUAUUGACCUGAAAGACAGACCAUUCUAUGCUGGCUUAGUUGAAUAUAUGCACUCUGGUCCUGUGGUGGCCAUGGUAUGGGAAGGCUUUAAUGUCAUUAGGACUGGAAGAGUAAUGCUGGGAGAAACUAACCCUGUAGAUUCCAGGCCUGGCACAAUUCGUGGAGACUUCUGUGUACAAGUUGGCAGGAAUAUAAUUCAUGGGAGUGACUCUGCAGAAAGUGCUGAGACAGAAAUUAACCUAUGGUUUGCUCCUGAAGAAGUGGUUGACUACAGAAGCUGUGAGCACCCAUGGAUCUAUGACUAAAAUUGAUUAGUCGAUUGCUUAUCCCUUCACUCCUUUGACUGUUGAUCUUGAAACAAUUCCUACCUCCUUUAUCCUUUUUUGGGUUUUAUCCCCUUCAAUGUACUUGUUUGCACAUUUGUGGAAAUAUUCUUCAUGUGAUUUAAAGUAUAUGUGCAAUCCUUUUUGUGUGUGUUCUGGUUGAAGAAAAUGCUUUACUGACUGGAUUGCAUUGUACUUACAGUUAGAAAAUGCCAAGGAGUAAUGGAUGUGGGGAAAGAGCACAGUUUUCACCACUAAGCUCUUAUUAAGCGGUUGCUCAGUUGCACAUACCUUAUUUUGUUACCAUAGAUCAAUUGUAGCCAAUAGGCUCUAUCUAAUAUUUGUGCAUGAGAGGUAGAUGAGAAACUGCUGUGUAAAAACUGUGGUUUUGACUGUAGAGUAUAUUAUAUAGGAGAUUUGGCAUCAAAUAAUAUAUUGUCUAGAGUAGUUGAAUUACUGUUCUGUUUGCCUAAAAGCUAACAAAGCACGGUACUGCUGUAUAAACCAUUGCACUAUGAAAUAAUCUGAAUGUUGUGUAAAUCACUGCAAACUGAAGAAUUAUGGAACACGAGACUGAACUAUCGGUAUAACAAAUGUUGGCAAAGUUCAAGCUUGUUUGAGUGUUGAGUGGAUAUGCAGUUGAUGCUAAUACAUUUUGCAAUUAAUGCUUAUACAGAUGGUUAUUAAUUUUUUCCUCCUUCACUUUAGAAUUGAUCCUUUGUGCCAUUGGAAAGCAGGAUUAAUCUGGCAGUUUAUGCAGCGUGCUUGUAUGAGAACAGGAGAUUAACAAGAAGGCUGAUCAGUAAUCUCUUCCUUCUGUCACUUAUUUCUAUCACUUUGAUAUUGAAAACAUGUGAAUUAUAGAUUUCCUUCUUCAAA
Molecule: messenger RNA, 1473 nt
Organism: Sphaerodactylus townsendi
Lineage: Eukaryota; Metazoa; Chordata; Lepidosauria; Squamata; Sphaerodactylidae
Product: nucleoside diphosphate kinase A-like
Exons: 5
Coding region: 115-576 (153 amino acids)
Biological process (GO): CTP biosynthetic process; GTP biosynthetic process; UTP biosynthetic process
Molecular function (GO): nucleoside diphosphate kinase activity
Source: RefSeq, a predicted model, not a curated record